Medioppia subpectinata is the source of this 1840-nucleotide messenger RNA. The record is from the annotation of a GenBank genome assembly. NCBI's taxonomy places the organism in Eukaryota, Metazoa, Arthropoda, Arachnida, Sarcoptiformes, Oppiidae.
AUGGAUCAGAUCCUGGCGGCGACGGCGGCGCGUCGGCUGUCAGUACUUGAUGUGGAAACUGGUCAGCAAUUGAUGUGUUACGACAACUGUGCCUUCAGUGGCCGGGAAAGGGCAGCGCUGGCCACUGACCCCAUCUGUCCACACCUGGCCGUGUGCUCAUGCGUUAACGGCAAAGGCCUCACAUUAUUUGAUCUCCGAAUGCCACUGCCUUUAGAUUUUAUAUACGAUUUACAUCCAGACGUGAUUCGGGACAUAACAUUCCUCCACAACAGUUGGCCAUUCGUUAAAUCACAUCAAAGUGCACUUCUGUCCCUCUCAUGUCAGGGCAUCGUUAAGGCGACAACACUGGACGGUCGGUUCCUGCACUGCUUCGAAGUCGGCCAUCCGUCCAAUUCAGUGGUUCCCACACCCGAAGAGUACGGGUCGGCGCUGGACGACGGCUUCUCGUCGGUGAUGAUGGUCGGCGGCGCCUCUAUAUCCAGUUAUAUACCGGAGUCCGGCAUUCAGGAGAGGCAACAGUUGUCGGACUUCAGUUCGCAACAGAUCUGGAAACUCCGUUACUCGAGUAACGGCAGUAUACUAUACGCGGCCGGCGAUGGCGGUGUCAUCAGACGCUACCGACGGUAUCCCAACUAUCAUAAGUGUUUGGGCGAACUGUUCCGCCAUAAGGGCGACGUCCAGGACAUGGAUAUAUCGCCGUAUGACGAAUUUUUGGUCACCGCUUCCAAAGACAAAACCGUUGGUCUCAUUUGUUUGGGUGCCCCAAAUCACGGAUGGACCCAAUAUUGUGAGCUAUCGUGACAUCAAUCAGUUUAAGUCCAUUAAACACAACAAAUUUUUCAGAUUUAUUAUUAAAUCGAAAUUAGACUCAAAUUAUAUACAAAAUAAUUACGAAAUGAAAACGAAAUUCACAUCAUUUUUGUUGAUUUGAUUGACACAACUCUUCACUCUUUCUCAAUAUAUCGCAAACAAAAACGAUAUGAAAACUAAAGUAAUAAUUAUUGCGACAGAAAUGAAGAGUUAAAAUCAAAGCCUAAACGAAAAUCUAUAUCAUAUUUAUUACAUAAAAAACAAAUCAAUAUUAAUUAGUUAUUAUUUAAUCAAAUAAUUGUUUAUUUUCAAUACAUAUUUAACGAAUGCAUAUUUAUUAUGUGUUAUUAUAAUUUAAUUGAUUAUUAUUUAAAUUAAUACACUUUACGUUAAUUUUAAACCAAUUUAAUUAAUUAUGCGUUUAUUUUCAAUUGAGUGCAAAGAGAGGGGAGAGAGAGAAAUGUGUUGACAGACAGCAAAGCCCUAUUGUAUAUGAUUUUAAAUGUCUCUUUAUUUUAGUUGAGUUUAUUAUAAAAACAAUAUUUACCGAAACACUCAUUAAGAAAAAGCCAAUUAUAUUAUUGAAAACCAAAUUAAAAUUAUUUUGUAUAAAAUAUUUUAUAAUUUUGGCCUCAAUUUCAAUGUGACCUCAGCUUUCUUUAAGCACUCGCACACACGACAGACCCCCUAAUCGCUACCCUUUUCCCUCUCGAACGGCACCCAAAUGUAUAUCCCUUUCAUGUGUUAGUUUUUCAGACGUAAAGUUAGUUAAAAAUUAUAUUAAGUUAUUAUUAAUAUUAUUAUAAUUAUAAUUAUUAUCAGUUAUUGCUUUGAUUAAACAUAUUUUAUUGAAUUGAAUUGAUUUGCUAUUCGAGUGAAUAUUUAUAUCAAGAAUUAUGUGACCGAAAGACAAGACAUAACAACAAAACACAACACAAAAACAAAAUCCAAUUUAUAUUUAAAUAUAUUUUCAAUCUGUAAGUGAAUUGUGAUCUUUUAGUCUAAAUAAUUGGAUAUUUAAAUGAAAAAC